CAAUGGGAUGUGUUGGCGUGGAGCUCCUCCCCCAUAUGUAGCACCGCCCCAUACUUCAGCCUGCAGCCAGGUGUACUUGCGAUCUGCUGCUCUCCUGCGAUACAGACAGAAUCCAGAGACUCUGUGGAGAUGUUGACGAUGACGUCACAGACGGGUGUGAUGUGUUGUAAAUCAGUAGGAACAGAUCUGUCCAUGCUGGAUAUUGAUGAUUUCAUCACAGAAAUCUGUCAGCUGAAGAAAGAGGUGGCGUUACUGGAGGCAAAGCUGAGGGCAAGAGGAGAUGAACACAACACAGAGAUUGUGGUAAAGGUUGAGACCUACCAGACAGACGCUCAGGAGACUGCUUCUGACAGCAAUCACAGCUUGAAUCAGGAUGAAUCUACUGAUCAAACCUCCACAGAGUCUCUGGAUUCUGUCUGUGUCUCUGGAGAACAGCAGAUCCUGUACACCAAACCACUGAAGAUGUGUUCUGUCAAACUGAUGGACUGCAGGAAACUGAUGGAGAUUAAAACAGAACCCAUAGUAAAGCAAGAACAAACUGACGAAGAUAAAGAUUUGUUUUCUUCAGUGAAACUGUUAAACAGCAUGAACAUGAUGGAGAUAAAAACAGAACCCAUAGUAAACCAAGAACAAACUGACGAAGAUAAUGAUUUGUUUUCUUCAGUGAAACUGUUAAACAGCAUGAACAUGAUGGAGAUAAAAACAGAAUCAACAGCAGAGGAACUUUACACGGAUGAAGAUGAGUAUAACGAUGAUGAUGAUGAUUUUAUUCUUUCAGAUGAGAGCAGUGGUUUGUGUUGUGAUGGAGAAACAGCCUCUACAUCAAAUCAGCGACUGACAGCACAAACUCUUUCCUGCAUCACCCGUGGAAAGACAUUCAGUUCACAGAGACAUUUAGAGACACAUGAGAGAAAACACACAGAACAGAAACUCUUCACCUGCACCAGAUGUAACAUCAGCUUUCCUACCAUACAAGAGAAGAAACUUCAUUCACAAGAGCACAGAGAGAAGACACAGUUUCACUGUGAGCAGUGCGGGAAGAAUUUUGUCUCCUCUUCAAGUCUGAAGAUCCACAUGAGGACACACAGUGAAGAAAAGCGUUUCAACUGCAGUGAAUGUGACAAAUAUUUCAGAACCAAACGAAAUCUUGCUACUCAUAAGAGAAUUCACAAGAAAAUGGAAAAACCACACAAGUGUCCUCACUGUGAGUGGAGAUUCAGGUACACGUUCCUUCUGACGAAACAUGUGCAAUUACACACAGAUGAGAGACCGUAUCAGUGCAGUGAAUGUGGAAAAACCUUUAAGCAGUCAUAUGAUCUAAAGUCACACCAAAGAACACACACUGGUGAGAAACUCUAUCAAUGUUCACGCUGUGAUAAACGAUUCCUUAAAAAAUCAAAUCAGAUGAUCCAUGAGAGAAUUCACACUGGAGAGAAACCUUAUAUCUGCUCUCACUGUGGAAAGAGCUUUUCUAAUCCAUCUAAUUUCAGAGAUCACCAGAGAAUUCACACUGGAGAGAAACCUUAUUACUGCACCGCUUGUGGAAAGAGUUUCGGUCGAUAUGACACUCUAGAAAAACAUAAGAGAAUUCAUACAGGAGAGAAACCUUAUAAAUGUUGUCAGUGUGACAAGACGUUUGCUCGAUCAGAUGGCCUGAAAACCCAUCAGAGAGUUCAUACUGGAGAGAAUCAGAAGGAACAUGCUGAAGAACAAACUGUACUAGAAUCAUCAUAGUCUUUUACUUUUUUUAUAAACAGUGUCUGCCUGAUAAUUGUUUUUUGUGUGUGAGAUUUUCUGCAAUCUAUGUAUUGUGUAAUUUCUGAGCACAUAUGAACACAAACAAGAUGAGACAUACAAACACAUGAUACAAAUGAGAAAUACCUAAAAAGUAUUAAGAAGUAUUCAUAGAAACAUUAGAAGACAUAGAUGGGUUGAUCUGAAAUCACAUUUAAUCAAGAAUGAUUACAUAUAAGUAGGUUUAUGAUGAUGAUUUGAUUAUUGAAGACAAACUGAUGUUUUAAUGAUACAAUCUGUACCUGUAACCAAUGAUUAUUCAUAUAAAUGCACUUGAUGAGACUUUAAGCUUGUUUAAGAGCACAUUUGAGCACUGAACCAUUGAAAAAUCAAGUAAGGCCUCAGAGGCCUGCGGCCUUCAAGAGUUGAGACAUUGGAAACCUAGGUACUUUCCACAGACCAUCUGGACCAUUGUGUAAAAAUAUAUUUUAAAAAAUUAGGUAAUAGCCAGCCUACCACGAAUAAAUACGUAUCUUGUUGCUUGGGAUAUAUUGGUGGCAGAAAAUCAACAAUUGGUUAAUAAAAAUAAGAGAUAACGGGAAUCUACCCGAUUGGUUUUAGAAAGGACCACUUUAGAAGUUUCACUAUAACUGUAGACUGAAAACACUUGGUUUUUAGAUGACUUGGAACAUCUCACUUUGUUUGACUCCAGUAAAUAAAGUUAACUCUUUGACACCUGGACCUUCACCUGGACCCAAUUUAGAGUUCUGGAUUCACAUUUAAAACUAACUUUGUAACCAUUAUAAUAAACGGUUCAUUUUUUGUUACUAAUGUACAGUCAGCCGGUUGUUAUCGCAAGAAUAAAUCCUGACAGUGAUCAGGACCCAACGCGAAGCGGAUACUCUUACAUCACACUGAAGGGGUUAUUAGAGAUCAGCGAGUCAAUUGAAGCUCAGUGAAUCAAUCGCAGAUCAGUGAAACCAUGAGUGAAUUAUUUGGAGAUGAGUGAAUCAAUUUUGAAAUUUCAAUAAAAAUGGUCUAAAUAAUCCAAACUAUUGACAGAUUGUUGACAAACAACUUAAUACUUAGUUAAAUACAAAGGUAUACAGUUUUGACUUGUGUGA
Messenger RNA from Triplophysa rosa, 2858 nucleotides. Its product is annotated as zinc finger protein 391-like. The record is from RefSeq and is a predicted model, not a curated record. Lineage: Eukaryota; Metazoa; Chordata; Actinopteri; Cypriniformes; Nemacheilidae. Gene Ontology annotation, biological process: negative regulation of transcription by RNA polymerase II; regulation of immune system process; regulation of cytokine production. Bases 130 to 1734 code for a protein of 534 amino acids. The transcript has 4 exons.